Messenger RNA from Pyrgilauda ruficollis (rufous-necked snowfinch), 5207 nucleotides. RefSeq names its product BTB domain containing 3 (gene BTBD3). Gene Ontology annotation, cellular component: cytosol. The record is from RefSeq and is a predicted model, not a curated record. Lineage: Eukaryota; Metazoa; Chordata; Aves; Passeriformes; Passeridae. The coding region runs from base 485 to 1870 and encodes 461 amino acids. Gene Ontology annotation, biological process: neurogenesis; dendrite morphogenesis; cerebral cortex development. Gene Ontology annotation, molecular function: protein binding. The transcript has 5 exons.
AUUGCAGAUAAAAAAGAAAAUGUGUGGAGGAGAGAGAAAAGGUUGCUAGAAAUAAUUUCUUUGUAAGUUACAUAACCUCCCCUCAAUGUAUUUAGGAAUGUGUCUCUGCCUUUCAGGCAUAACCCACCAUCUUCCUUUAAAGCAGCAGUCAAGGAGAUUUUGCACUAAGAUGUUGGAUUGUGAAAUGUAGCAGCUGAGGCAUGGACACGUCUCCCUCUGUUCCCCCUUCCACGGGCAGAGCCUUCAGACAGAGAGGACAGAUGUGUCUGGGAAUGGCAUCAUCCCCAACCACUGCAGCAAAGCCUCCAGAUGGCCGGGCACGCAGUGAGUGCUUGGUGUGGAGCAUCUCCCAAGGAGACCUGAGACAGUCAAGAACAGGUCUAAGAAGAGCUCUAAGAAAGGAAAUAGCAGCAGCAGUAGCAACAGCAAAUUGCCUCCAGUUUGCUAUGAAAUCAUUACCUUGAAGACCAAAAAGAAGAAGAAGAUGGCUGCUGAUAUUUUUCCCCGAAAGAAACCAGCUAAUACUAAUACAACUGCUGUCCAGCAGUACCAUCAGCAAAAUCUCAAUAACAACAACACUAUUCCUGCACCUAAUUGGCAAGGACUUUAUCCAACCAUCAGAGAGAGAAAUGCAGUGAUGUUCAACAAUGACUUGAUGGCAGAUGUUCAUUUUGUGGUCGGGCCACCAGGUGGGACCCAGCGGCUGCCAGGACACAAAUAUGUCCUGGCUGUUGGGAGCUCUGUAUUCCAUGCAAUGUUUUACGGAGAGCUUGCUGAGGACAAAGAUGAAAUCCGUAUACCAGAUGUUGAGCCUGCUGCUUUUCUUGCAAUGCUGAAGUACAUCUAUUGUGAUGAGAUUGAUUUGGCCGCAGACACUGUCCUGGCCACUCUUUAUGCUGCCAAGAAGUACAUUGUCCCUCACCUGGCCCGUGCCUGCGUUAACUUUCUCGAGACAAGUCUGAGUGCAAAGAAUGCCUGUGUGCUGCUCUCCCAGAGCUGCUUAUUUGAGGAACCUGACCUGACCCAGCGCUGCUGGGAAGUGAUUGAUGCCCAAGCUGAGCUCGCUUUGAAGUCUGAGGGCUUCUGUGACAUUGAUUUUCAGACACUUGAAAGCAUUCUCCGAAGGGAGACUCUGAAUGCCAAAGAAAUUGUUGUUUUCGAGGCAGCUCUGAACUGGGCUGAAGUGGAGUGCCAGCGACAAGAGCUGACGGCCACCAUAGAGAACAAGCGCAAGGUGCUGGGCAAGGCUCUCUACCUGAUCCGCAUCCCUACCAUGGCCCUCGACGACUUCGCCAACGGCGCUGCUCAGUCCGGGAUCCUGACUCUCAACGAAACCAACGACAUCUUCCUCUGGUACACGGCUGCCAAAAAGCCGGAGCUGCAGUUUGUCAGCAAGCCCCGCAAAGGCCUGGUCCCUCAGCGCUGCCACCGCUUCCAGUCCUGCGCGUACCGCAGCAACCAGUGGCGCUACCGGGGCCGCUGCGACAGCAUCCAGUUUGCUGUCGAUAAGAGAGUGUUUAUUGCUGGCUUUGGGCUCUACGGCUCCAGCUGUGGGUCGGCAGAGUACAGUGCUAAGAUUGAACUGAAGCGACAAGGAGUUAUCCUGGGCCAGAACUUGAGUAAAUACUUCUCGGAUGGUUCUAGUAACACUUUUCCCGUGUGGUUUGAGUAUCCAGUGCAGAUUGAGCCUGACACCUUUUACACAGCAAGCGUGAUUCUGGAUGGUAACGAACUCAGCUAUUUUGGACAAGAAGGAAUGACAGAAGUUCAGUGUGGGAAGGUGACUGUUCAGUUUCAGUGCUCCUCGGACAGUACAAAUGGCACAGGGGUACAGGGAGGACAAAUUCCUGAACUCAUAUUUUACGCUUGAAUGGGAGUGUGUGGAUACAAAGCAUUUUGCUAUGAAGAACCUGUCUAGUUCAGGCCUACUGAUUCUUAGCUUUUUAUCUGCAGAUAUGUGAUCAGUACAGGGAAUAUGUAACUAAAUGCUGUGGGCAAGUUCCUGGCUUGCUGUACUUGUAGCAUCAUUGGUAAUUAAGUGUAAUAUUUAAACUGGAAGCUCUUAGAAACAAGCAAAUUUUAAAGGCUUUGUAAAGGGGGUGCCUGUUUGCUGGUGAUGCUGACCCUUUCUUUGACGCACCGGUGAGGACAUCCCCCUCUUGUAUCUCACUAAACACUGUCUUCAUUGACCCAUUUUUCUUUCUCCAUUUUCUGCUUUCUGCUUGUCUUGGGGAGGUAGGGAUAGAAAACAAAGACUUGUUUUACAGCUCUCUCUGCUGUCUGCUCUGCAGACUUUAGAGAUUCCAGUGAACCAAGCUGCUUCUGACCAUGGGGGCUGAAAGAAGUCCUUCAGUUAAAAGCAGAAAAAGCACAAGUUUAAACCUUCAUCCUGUGAGAUUCUCCUGUAGCCAACUCUUUGGGAUGGCUCCAGGGGAAGAUGGGAAGAAGGAAGCAUCUUUCAGGAAGCUCCAUGGCAUACCAGCCAUAUCCCCAGUGCAUGGACAUGUUCACAGUGAGAAAGGGAGGUGGGCUUGGCAAGUUACCACCCCUGGAGUUCAUUUUGUAGGAAUCCCACCUUGCAGGCAAGGAAGUACUUGCAUGUGUUCAAAUUGUGUAUGCAGCUCUUGAAACUCUACUCCCAUGAUCCAGGUUUUGCUACACUGGAGUUGAUCUGCUCUUUAAAUGGCAUUUCUUUGAACCCUUGCUAAAUAAAUGGGAAUUUAUAUAAAUCAUCUAGUGCAGGAUAAUUUUUUGUUUGUUUUGGGUGGGUUUUUUCUUCUUCCUAAAUAUGGUAGAGGCAGAUUUUAGAGGAACAAAAUAAUGUAUCAAUCUUAACUUGGAUUUUUUUUUCUGUAAUAUGAGAUUUUUUUUUCUUUUUAUUACCAGUUGAAAUUAACAGUUCAGAAUCUUCUGAAGACAGAAGAUUCCCAACUGUGGUCACGUUACACUUAGUGUAUACCAUCCAAUGGCAGUGAGGGGAAGGAAGUCUCCCCUAAUGGGUUAUUGUUGGAGCUCUUGCAAUUGCUUAUGGCUACACAUCAAUCAGAGGAUUAUGUGGUCUGGAACCUUUUCUUUGCCUGAAAAGGUUCCCUUUCCUUUCCUUUCCUUGCUUUUCUCCCCAGGAAGUUACAUGUCCAUAUCAUUUUUGAUGAUGUAACAGGAAGUUACAUGUCUGUAUCACUUUUGGAAAAGUAUGAGGGAUACUCCUUGUAUCAGGGGAGGAAACCAGUAUAAAUAAGAACUACAGGUACUAUUGAAACAUGAGAAAAUCCUUCAUCACUGCAGUGGGGACAGUUGUUCCUCAAAGGCUGCACUGCCCAUUGUAAAGCAUCCUGCUUCACCUCUGAAAUGGGUUCUGUUUGUAGCGUAUCUUUUAACAAAAUGAGAGGACCAAAUGAUUCUUUAGACCUGCUGAAGAUUAAUAUUACAGUAUAUCCACACAUUAAUGUAGCUUAACCCUAAAUUCACUUGUCAGUUCUGUAAUAAAAAUGUUUUUCUCAUAUUAUUUUACCAGUUUAAGACUGUUACUCUAAGUGUUGCUUGAUGGUUGGAAUCCUGGCCCCCAGCCAUCAGAAAGUGCCAAAAUACAUCUCUGCAGUGUCCAAAAUACCAUCUGAAGUAAGGAAAAGUGGAGUGUAGUCAAAGCCCAGAUCUUCUCUCUAGGUAAUAAAAGGAGAGCCAGGUAAAAAAGUACUCCACAGGAUUUAUGCCUUUCAUCCAUCUUAGCGUUUACUGUUUUGUAUACACACAUACAUGUGUGUGUAAGCAGCACUCUUUCUGAAAUGUAAAUACCCUCUAAAUACAUAGAAAAAUGUUUUGUUUUUUUUUUUUUUUGUAACAGAUGUACAUAAUCCAGACUGUUUGUGAAAUCUAAACAGAAUGCUCCAUGGAAAACUCCCAGGGAGAGAUUUAUAAAAACCUCCAGUUACUUAUAUUUAGAUCUACAACUGAAAAUAGACAAGAGUAUAAAUGGUAUGGAGUGGAGAAAGAGUUGCUGAAGAGAUUGUAGAAAGGAUUCUGAUAUUGUGAUGAGGUAAUGGUCAUCUACUUUUAGACAACAUCUGAGCAGCAGUUCCAUUUAUUUAGAUACAUUUCAAAGCAGAGAAAGAUGCUAAUCAGCUGAUUAAAUUUUUGUACAGCAAGUGGCUGAUGCAGAUGUAAUUACUCAGAGUGAUAAGCAGAUUGACAGGUUGUGGUAGCGAGCUGCAUUCCCAUUUGUUUGGUAAAAAAAAAACAUGUGCCACAGCUGGUGGGACAAGUCACAGAGUACUGCAUUGGUUUAACUGGUCUUGGGUUCUCACUUUGAAUUUAUUAUUUGUUUUGACUUACCUGCAAAUAGAGGUGACAUAUCUGCUACAUUCACUGUCUGGAAGAGAUGUUCAGAGAUCAGAACACUCUGUAGCUGUAAUGUGCAGAAAAUGAGCUGUUAUUUAACUAUUGUUCUUAUGUGAUUCUUUUAUGCAGUCUUUUUGACGAAGUAGGAUGAAAGCAACUUCUAGCUUAAUUCCUCUGAGUCCAUUUUGGGUUUUGAGAGCUGGUGCAGGGAACGGUUUCAAGUGUGGCUGAUCAGACAAAAGGCACCCAAACCACCUUUUGAUGCUCACAGCAUAACUUGCUUCUGAGCACUUUGUGACACUAACAAGUACUGGGAUGUAAGAAGGUGGCCAGUGCCACUCACCUUGGGACAUCAGGGCCCUUCAGUCGGUGUCUGAAUGUGGAUUUGGUUGGUUUAGCAGAAGCACCCAAGCUUGAGUACAUUGACUGACAUCUUGCAAGCAUCAGCCAUAUCAGCCUGGCAUGUAAACGUAAUGUCAAUAGAGAUCACCUCACAGAUUUUGUCUAAACUGUUCCCUGCUACUUGUAUCUUUGAUUUGCUGGUGAGAGGAAUCUGUGAUAAGAGAGUAUAGUGUAAUAUACUUUCUGCAUAUCUAAAAUAGUAUUUAAGUAAACACUUUAAAUUCUACACACUUAUUGCACUGAACUAUUUUGGGUUUUGUUUUUCUGUUGUGAUAAACUCGGCUCACUUCAGGUCCCAGCACCCAUUUGUGCUGAAGCAGUGUUUGACUUAGCAGGCUUACAGCAUUAUUUAUAAAGGACAGAUAUAUAUAAAUAUAUAAAGUACCUCAUGUUGAAUGUUAUUGUACUGUAUCUUUAAUGUCACAGUGCAGAUCUUGUUGGACUCAUGAAUGUGUAUAAUCACGUUAAAC